This is a messenger RNA of Microplitis demolitor, 2198 nucleotides long. It is a transcript of the gene CycG, whose product is annotated as cyclin G. NCBI's taxonomy places the organism in Eukaryota, Metazoa, Arthropoda, Insecta, Hymenoptera, Braconidae. The transcript is spliced from 6 exons. Gene Ontology annotation, cellular component: cytoplasm; nucleus; cyclin-dependent protein kinase holoenzyme complex. Gene Ontology annotation, molecular function: cyclin-dependent protein serine/threonine kinase regulator activity. Gene Ontology annotation, biological process: regulation of cyclin-dependent protein serine/threonine kinase activity; mitotic cell cycle phase transition. The record is from RefSeq and is a predicted model, not a curated record. The coding region runs from base 930 to 1976 and encodes 348 amino acids.
CUGUCAUUGGUUGAAGUGACUUGCGCUUUGUGGGAUUACAGCCGAUGAAAAAGCUGAUUCUUUUUACAAACCAAUAGUUUUAUUUGAAGACCCAUGAAAAUAAUCUUGAAGUCUUUUCAAAUAAAUUCGUCACCUGGUAUACGGCUUAAGAAUUUAACGCACUUGUAAACUUUUUUAAUAGAGACUGAGUAACUGAGUGUGCGCGUCUGAAUUGGACGUUAUUUUAUUCUAACGUUAAAAAUUUAACAUUUUUAAAUUCAGAGCAUUUUUUAAGUUAAAAGUUUGUCAGUUUUUUCAGUAAAAUAAUUUAUUUGUAAAAUCAAUAACUCAGUGAAUUUAUUACAGUGAAUUAUCAAACAUUUAUUCAAAUUUUUAAAAUUAAUUUCAAAAAUUUUCUGACGAAAACGUACAAAACUAAUCCAUUAUUUUACUGUAAAUCACUUAAAUAAUUAGUUUAAUUUAUUAAAAUAUAUAUUUAUUAGUAAAUUUUAUAUUUAUUUAUUUAUUAAAAGUAUUAUAAAAGUAAACUUAUAUUUAAAGUUUCUCGAAUCUUCUAAGUCAACCGCAACGCGAAGCUCAAGAUUUUAAGACUGAACUCUAGAUAUUUUAAAUAAAUAUAUUAUUUUUAUAAAUUUAUUUAUUCAUAUACUCGUGCAGUUUUUUUGAAUAACGUGAUUUAUUAAGCUGAUGAAAUAGAAUUUUAUUAAAUCUAUUAGUAAUAUUGCAUCACUUUACAAUCUUGACACCUACCUCACUGGAGAAUCAUUUGAUAUUUAUUAAUUUAUUAAAAAUAUACUUUACAUACCGUGCUAGCCAACUGGGUCAUUCUUCGUGGUGUGACUAGUUAUCCAGCAAAGAAGCUUAUAAUUAACAAGUUGGUAACAAAUACUGACUUUAUUGCUGAAUUUUGCUGGUCACACGUCGCAGGAAUGGACACUACAGGCUCGUCGGCACCGGUUACCAUCCACUCACUUCUUGAACAACUCCAAGAAGCUCUGGUACUUGAAGUUAAGUAUCAGCCUAAUUUACAACUUCCAGCCAUCACCAAAAAUGACGAGGUUAUAAUAACUGAAAGAAAUGGCUCGGCACACGUUUUAAGAUGCCUUAAAGUCUGGUACGAUUUACCAUCAGAUGUAUUCUUCAUAGCGAUGAAUUUGAUGGAUCGUUUUCUUACUAAAAUGAAAGCUCAACCAAAGCACAUGCCCUGCAUCAGGGUAUCAUCAUUUUACAUAGCUGCCGUCCAAAUGUCACAGACAAUCGAUAUGGAUCAUCUUGUUUCGAUUUCGCAAUAUAAAUUUACCCGCGGCGAUCUUAAACGUAUGUCGGAUGUCAUCAGCAAUAAAUUGGAAUGGGCACCUGGAACUACGCCUAUCACAGCUCUUACUUUCUUACGUCUUUUUCACGUCAUGUUCCAUGCAGCGGCGUCACAAUUAGGGCUCGGUGAACUCUAUGCCAGCAUUGUUACGGAGUCUGAACUUGUAUUGAGGCUUGAAAUGGUAGCUUGCAAUGUAGAAUGUGCAAACUUAAGACCUUCUGAAGUAGCUUUAGUGCUUCUCUGCACAUAUCUGGAUUCUGCAGUUAAUCGUUUGAAAUCUAAUACCGAAACAUCAAUGUCUUCAGUAGCUGGUUCAAGUUCAUCGUCUGUUGACAUGACUCAGACACCUGCGCAUCAAAUUUUAAGACUUGUUGAAUUUGCCUCUGAACUUCAAAAAAUAUGCCGGAUUUCAGAUGAAAGUUUUUUUUCUACACAUGAAAGAGUUGGAGCGAUAUUAAGCAAAUAUAAUGCACAAGAACAAAUACCAUACAGACAAAGAUUUGUUUGGCGUUUAUCAUCAAGAACAGUAAGACUUUUGCGUCCAACAGAUAAAUUUAUUUCAAAUCUCCCGGCAAUCGCUGAAAAUGCUCCAAUACCUUCACCAAGUAGAGUCAGAUCGGGUUAUAGAAUUAAUAGGCGCCAUGACAUGAAGAGACGUUAAAUACUCAAAGUAACUGGAUAAAAAUACAAAAAUAAUUUAUAAAAAGUACAAACAGCUUCUAAUUCGGCAUUUACCGCAUGUUGAUACCACAAUACAUUUAUUGAUGUUACGUCAAAAUAAUUGUUGCUGAAAGUUGUGAGUUAAUUUCUUUAAAAAUUUAAUGGCCUUUAUAAUUCAAUUUACGUUCAUGCGAGCAUAAUAUUAAUUAAUAAUGAAAAAAAA